Telopea speciosissima is the source of this 4184-nucleotide messenger RNA. Its product is annotated as kinesin-like protein KIN-12B. NCBI's taxonomy places the organism in Eukaryota, Viridiplantae, Streptophyta, Magnoliopsida, Proteales, Proteaceae. The coding region runs from base 67 to 4173 and encodes 1368 amino acids. The transcript has 16 exons. Gene Ontology annotation, molecular function: ATP binding; microtubule binding; microtubule motor activity. The record is from RefSeq and is a predicted model, not a curated record. Gene Ontology annotation, biological process: microtubule-based movement.
AAGAUUUCCACUCUUGCUCUUCACUUCUAGGGUCUCUCUCUUUCUCGAUCUCGAAUUGUUUUCAGAAUGAAGAGCUACAUGCAACCAAAGAGUGGAAUUUUGAGGACGAAUCCCUCCAUUGAAACCACUUCUUCUCCAAACCCUAGUCCUUUCAAGCAGAGAUCUUCUCGAAGACAGAAAGAAAACGCUGCACCACCGGAUCCAAAUGCAUUGCCGGAUUCUGCGUUGUCACCGUCGCUGGCGGCAGCGAAAUCAGCGCCGACUGGAAAAAGCAGAAGUCCUCUGCCACCAAGACCCCCAAGUUCAAAUUCGAACCCCCUCAAAAGGAAGCUUAAUAUGGAAACAGUUUUCGAAAAUGGUGUUAUAGGGACUUCUGAUUCUGGAGUUAAAGUAAUAGUGCGGAUACGGCCUCCAAACAAGGAAGAAGAGGAUGGAGAGUUGAUGGUACAGAAUAUUUCCAGUGAUUCCUUCUCGUUUCUCGGGCAGACCUUUACUUUUGAUUCUGUUGCUGACAAUGGUGCAACACAGCAAGAUAUAUUCCAGCUCGUGGGAGCCCCUCUGGUGGAGAACUGCCUCGCUGGGUUUAACAGUUCCAUCUUUGCAUAUGGACAGACCGGUAGUGGAAAGACAUACACAAUGUGUGGACCUGCCAACGCCCUGUUGGAAGAAAAUUUAUCGAGCAAACAGGGCUUGACACCUCGUGUCUUUGAGAAGCUUUUUGCACGCAUAAAUGAGGAGCAAAUUAAGCAUGCUGAAAAACAACUUAAGUAUCAAUGCAGAUGUUCUUUCCUUGAGAUUUACAAUGAACAUAUCACUGAUUUGUUGGAUCCUAAUCAAAAGAACCUCCAGAUUAGAGAAGACGUGAAAACAGGUGUUUAUGUUGAAAAUCUGACAGAGGAGUAUGUAGGUACAAUGAAGGACGUGAAACUGCUUUUGAUAAAGGGAUUAUCAAACAGAAGGACUGGUGCAACAAGUAUAAACGCAGAGAGUUCCCGUUCACAUAGUGUUUUCACUUGCGUUGUAGAAUCACGUUGCAAGAGCAUGGCAGAUGGUCUAAGCAGCUUCAGGACUAGUAGAAUAAAUCUUGUCGAUCUUGCUGGAUCAGAAAGACAGAAGCUGACAGGAGCAGCAGGGGAACGCUUGAAAGAAGCAGGGAAUAUUAAUCGAUCCCUUUCACAGCUUGGGAACCUGAUAAAUAUUCUCGCCGAAGUCUCCCAAACAGGAAAGCAAAGGCAUAUCCCUUACAGGGAUUCUAGGCUGACAUUCUUAUUACAGGAAUCUCUAGGUGGCAAUGCAAAAUUGGCAAUGAUUUGUGCCAUUUCUCUUGCAGAAAGCUGUAAGAGUGAAACACUCAGUACAUUGAGAUUCGCACAGCGUGCUAAGGCCAUUAAGAACAAGGCAGUUGUUAAUGAAGUAAUGCAGGAUGAUGUGAAUGUAUUGCGAGAAGUGAUACGCCAGCUAAAGGAUGAGCUUCUACAAAUGAAGGCAAACGGUAAUUCAACAAAUACUAAUGGAGGUUAUUCUACGGGGUGGAAUGCCCGUAGAAGCUUGAAUCUCUUAAAAUUUAGCCUCAACCGCCCGAUGAAAUUACCACAUAUUGAAGAUGACAGUGAUGAGGAGAUGGAAAUUGAUGAGGAAGCCGUUGAGAGGCUCUGCAUUCAAGUAGGUCUGCAAUCUGCAGGCUUUGAAGAAAAUAAUAUUAAUGAUUCGAGAAACCUAAAAACCUGUCAGUCAGACUCAAAAGUUGAGGCUCACAAAGAAAGCAUUCUUGGGGAGGAAAAGCAGAUUGAUACUCUGGAAAUUGGAUGUGGCAAUGAUCAAGGUUAUGAAGAAAUUGACGUUCACAUGCAAGACUGUCAAUUAGAGGAAAUGGUAUCCGAAGAAUUCAAUAAGCAUGAAGUGGUUGAUGGUUGCAGAGAACAUUUGCUCCAAGCCCCUAGCAGUCCUAAACUUGAUGGACUGAACCAUCAGAGUCAUGCAGAGAACAGUAAUACAGAGGGUUCCACCGGGCAGCCCAAUCAGGAGAAGCUUUUUGCCUCUUCAGACUGUAAAUUGUCUAAAGUAUCGCCAGGCAAGGUUGAUGAGACGAAAUCAUCAGCAGAUAUUUCCGUUGGUGGAGGUUUAGAUAUUUUCAUUGCAGAUCCAUCUCAUAAUUCUCCCACAAGCUCUCCAAAUUCUGUUCUUCCUUUUAACAUAAGUAUAGUGCCUUCUGAAAAUUCUCCAGUUUAUCAGUCCCCAACAUUGAGUGUUUCACCUAGAGUCAAUAACAGCAGCAGGAAAGGUCUUACGACAACAUCAAUGUUAUCAGCUUCUCAGAAAAACCUAAGAGAGAGCAAUAGUUUAGGUCCAGAGGUUCUACAGUUAUCCCUUGCUCCUCCCUCCACUAAAACAAGCAAGAAUUCUCUUUCACCAACUGAAUACCUUGCUGCUAGUCUUCAUCAUGGUCUUCAGGUUAUUGAUAGCCACAUCCAGAGUUCAGCUUUGAGAAGGUCUUCAUUCAGAUUUUCUUGUAAACCUGUGGAUAUGAAACCACUUUUACCAGUUGACAAGGUUGAUGUGGGUGUGCAAGCUCUUUUUCAAGAUCCAGAGACACUGCAAGUUGAUUCAUCAGCAUUUUUGUGCAGUAAGUGUAUGAGCAGAGAUUCUCAAGUAGAGUCCAAAGAGGCCAAUGAUUGCUUGGGCCUACAGUUGGUUCCUGUUGAUGGAUCAGAUUCUGCUGAAAAUUCCAGGAUGCAAGUUCCUAAGGCAGUGGAAAAGGUCUUGGCAGGAGCCAUCAGGAGAGAAAUGGCACUUGAAGAGUUCUCUUCCAAGCAAGCCACCGAAAUUAGGCAACUGAAUCGACUUGUCCAGCAAUAUAAACAUGAGAGGGAAUGCAAUACCAUAAUAGAGCAGAUGCGGGAGGAUAAAAUUAUCCGCCUUGAGAGCCUCAUGGAUAACAUUUUACCUACUGAGGAGUUUAUGGAGCAAGAAUUAGUAUCAUUUAUGCAUGAGCACAAGCUUCUUAAAGAUAAAUAUGAGAACCAUCCUGAGGUUUUGAGGACAAAAAUUGAGUUGAAAAGAGUACAAGAUGAACUGGAUACCUAUAGAAACUUCUUUGAUAUGGGAGAGAGGGAUGUGCUAUUGGAAGAGAUUCAACAUUUGAAAAGUCAGCUACAGUAUUAUAUAUAUUCUUCACCCUUGCCUGCUCGAAAACAAAGUCCUUUGUUACAGUUGACCUACCCAUGUGAACCCACUUCGGCUCCUUUAUGUGUGAUUCCUGAGUUAAAUGAGGAAAAUGCCAAUGAGAGGUCCGAACAGGAGAAGCAUCAAUCUUUAUGUAUUCUUGAGACAACUGAAGAAAGUGUCAAGGAGAAAUUUGAACAGGAGAGGCGUUGCUGGAUAGAGGCAGAGAGCAAGUGGAUUUCUCUUUCUGAUGAAUUGAGAAUUGAAUUGGAAGCAAGCCGCUCUAUUGCUGAGAAGCAGAAGCAGGAACUUGAUGCUGAAAAGAGAUGCUGUGAGGAGCUGAAGGAAGCAUUGCAGAUGGCAAUGCAGGGGCAUGCACACAUUCUUGAACAGUUAGCAGAGCUUGAGGAGAGACAUAUUGCAUUGCUUGCAAGGCAUCGAAAGAUCCAAGAGGGUGUAGGAGAUGUCAAGAAAGCUGCUGCAAAAGCAGGAGUAAAGGGUGCUGAGUCCAGGUUCAUCAACUCUUUAGCUGCUGAAAUUUCAACCUUAAAAGUGGAAAGAGAGAGGGAAAUACGCUACUUGAGGGAAGAGAAUAAAGGACUUCAAGCUCAAUUAAGGGACACUGCAGAGGCAGUACAGGCUGCUGGUGAGCUACUUGUGCGUCUAAAAGAAGCAGAAGAAGCUUCGGCUAUUUCCCAGAAGCGAGCUAUAGAGGCAGAGUACAAGGCUGAGAAGGCCUACAAACAGAUCGAUAAAUUGAAGAAGACACAAGAAACAGAGAUCACUUCAAUGAACCAGCUCUUUGAAGAAUCUCCAUUACCUAAAGAAGUAUCGAGACCUGUCUACGAUGAUUCUAACUUGAUGAGAUAUGAUGGAGGGGAGUCCCUUAGUGGUGCUGAUGAUCAGAAAUGGAGAAAGGAGUUUGUACCUUUCCACCAUGGAGAAGAUGGUGAGCUCUCAAAACUAGCAGAGCCUUCAUGGUUCUCUGGGUAUGAUCGGUGCAACGUAUAAGAGGAUUGUAA